Messenger RNA from Epinephelus moara (kelp grouper), 3190 nucleotides. RefSeq names its product tudor domain containing 3 (gene tdrd3). The transcript has 13 exons. Gene Ontology annotation, molecular function: RNA binding; protein binding. Gene Ontology annotation, biological process: mRNA processing. NCBI's taxonomy places the organism in Eukaryota, Metazoa, Chordata, Actinopteri, Perciformes, Serranidae. Gene Ontology annotation, cellular component: nucleus; cytoplasm. The record is from RefSeq and is a predicted model, not a curated record. Bases 171 to 2411 code for a protein of 746 amino acids.
UUUGGUGACGCAUGUUACGUAGGGUCGUUCAAUACCUCUAUACUCACAUUAGCAAGCUCGAUCAUUGUCAGGAGUAUAACAUGUAUCACAGAAUCAGAUAGUCGUUAUUCAAGUGUGCUCCUUCUAAAGCUAUCGGUGUGUUUAUUCACGCAUCAACAGUCUGGACGAAAAUGACGGAUUUGACAGACUCCCUGACCAAAGAGGGCUGGUACCUCAGUGAUGAAGGCAUAACAGAACUGAAAGGAUCUGCUGAGAAAAUAACACACAAUGACCUUAUCCGUAUUGCACUUGACAGUGACCUCAGGCCUAUUGGGAGGAAAGUUCUACCAUCUGAUAUCAAUAGUGGACGAACUGAGAAGUUGGAAGGUCCAUGUGUGCUUCAGGUGCAGAAGGUGAGGAACGUCUCGGCUCCUAAAGACCACGAGGAGUCCCAGGGCGCGCCGCGAAUGCUGCGCCUACAAAUGACAGAUGGGCAUACCACCUGUGUUGGAUUGGAGUUUAAACACCUGUCUAAGAUCAGUCUAAAUACCCCCCCUGGAACAAAGGUAAAGCUUCUUGGUACAGUCCAGGUUAAAAAUGGUCUUUUGCUGCUCGAUGACUCAAAAAUCUGUGUCCUUGGAGGAGAGGUGGAUCACAUGGUGGAGAAAUGGGAACUACAAAGGAGUCUGGCCAAACACAGCAGGAGUAACAUUGGAGCAGAAGGCGGACCCCCACCGUUUGUGCCAUUUGGUCAGAAGUGCGCAAGGAAGGAUGAAGUAGACAGCAGGGAACUGGAUCAGAGGAAGACCCUGCAGUCUCAAAGUGUGGUCAAGAGUACUGACGAGAAUGAUGAAUUUGAGAAGCAGCGGACAGCAGCUAUUGCUGAGGUGGCCAAGACCAAAGAGGGUCCGCGUACGUUUGGAGGUGGAGGAAAUGCAGGCAGUAAUUUAUCCAGCACUGCUUCCUCCUCCCGGAGCCGAGACUCAUACCAGCAGAGGAGACGAGAAGACAGGGUUGAAAGAGCCGAAAGCAGACAAGAUGGAAACUACCGGGAGCUGGUGGAUGAGCGUGCCCUGAGAGACAUCAUGGAGAUGGGCUUUAACAGGGAGGCUGCUCGGCAGGCUCUAAUGGAUAAUAACAACAACCUUGAAGUGGCACUAAACAGCUUACUAACUGGAUCUUCUGGUAGCAGACCUGGCCCUGUGGUAGCUGACUCCAACAAGCCGCAACCCAGAGCCAGAGGAAGAGGAAGAGGCAGGUCCAGAAAUGAAGACGAGGAGGAGGGAGCAGGAGGAAGGCCAUCUGGACCGAGCACUCUUUUUGACUUUCUCGAAUCCAAAAUGGGAGUUUUCUCCAUUGACGAGCCAAAGAGCCAGGCACCUCAGAGACACCAUGACAGUAGAGUGAAUUUCUCCAACUCCGACUAUUACUCCAAAGACACAUCUCAGAACAAGUUCUCCUCACAUAAUGACCACAGGCAACAAAGGAAUGACAGACCACCUCGCUUCCACAGGGACUUUGAUUUUCCUAAACCCGGCCAGGAGCCUCUCUCUAACUGUACAACCUCUCAGACAUCAGCUCAAUCCCAGCAGUGGAGGGGCCAGGAGAGGUGGUCACGAGGCACAUCAGAUAGGUCGCAAAAUGACAGGAGAGAGAUGAGAGACGAGCAGAUUUUCCCUUCAUCUUUCUCUGCUACUUUCACACAAUCAAAAGAACCUCAGCAGCAGAUGGAGUUUAGCGGAUCUUACCACCAACGAUCCAGAAAUGGAGAUGGCGGUGGGAACAUGUCUGGACCGUCGAACAGGAGAGGGGUAAGGGACAACGCACCUAAAGUGACUGAUUCUGUAGGAAGUGAGCCUGAAGGAAGAGGAAAUAGUAAACGCACGGACAGAAUUGAAGAACCCAACAACAGCAGGAGGAAGGGGAAGACUGACAGGCCAAACUCAGAGCACUUUGACCGACAAAGGGACAGCGGGCCACCCAACUUUAACAUCAGGGGAGGAAGUGCCCCCCAAGAAGUGGGGCUAUCGCGGGAUUGUCGAAUCAUGACAGGGGAUCCGUCUCAUUUCCAAAAUGGAGAUAUGGAACACAAAAGGACUGGGCCAAUCAAGCCAACAAACCCAUCGUGUCCCCCGAACAGGGAGCAGCCCCCCAAGAAAAACACCACUAAUAACCCAGGGCCUAAAAGAAGGUCAGGACAAGGCAAAGGUCAAGGUCCCCGAGGACCAGAGAAAAGUCAUUUUGUGGAACAUGCUUGGAAACCUGGAGACCAGUGCCUGGCGCUGUACUGGGAAGAUGGCAAGUUCUACCAUGCCAGAAUAGAUGCUGUGCAUCCAUCAGGCUCCACGGCUGUGGUUGUAUUUAGUGACUAUGGAAACUGCGAAGAGGUCCUGCUGCAUAACAUCAAACCCGUUUCUGCUGAUGCGUUGUAACAUCACAACCAUAUCAAAUGUCCAAUGGCAGGAGGAAGAUGAUGGUUACUAUGACAGUUCGCUUGAGUUUCGCCGUGGGGGUGAUGGACAGCCUAGACGCACUAGACCCACACAGCAGUAUUACCAGCCACCUAGGGCACGAGAUUGAUGUGUCUGCGUUUACACUGGCAGGUAAAAAAAUCUGAUUUUUUUGCCCAGUGGUUGUGUGAACAAUGUGUGAACAUUGUUAAUAUUUUUACAUGGAAAAUUUGUAUCCAUAACACUUUUCAUCAUGGUGGAAGUCUGGAAUAUGUAGGCAUUUUUGUAACCUAGUCUGUUGCAUAAUUACCUAUGUAUUAAAAAAUGUUUGCCAACCACAGCUCAAAUUUAUAUGUAGAGAUUUACCUUGUAUAAUUGUAUACAAUGCAUUGUGUAGAAGAAUGUGAACAAUGUCUGCAGCGGUUGUGAUCUUACAAGACGCCCAGAAAUGCAAGGUUAAUUUUGUACAUGUAUUUAAUAUUUUUCUUUCUCUUCGCCCAUCUGUGUGCUCGUCCCACAUCCUUCCAUGACAGAGAUUAUGUCACUUUCUGCAACAAUCCAGAGUGCUUCCUGAAUUUUUAAGUGUCCACACAUCGCCAGGACAUACCGAACUUUUCAAAGGGCUUGGACAUAAUGCAAAAAUAAAAGAAAUACUGACAUGGGCACCUGUUGAUUUUUGUUAAGGACAUAUCUACUGUAUAUGUUGUGAAGAUUUGUUAAAUGGAUGCUUAAAAUAAACAAUUAUUAUAGUAUGUAGCUGA